Molecule: messenger RNA, 5255 nt
Organism: Scatophagus argus
Lineage: Eukaryota; Metazoa; Chordata; Actinopteri; Scatophagidae
Product: aminopeptidase Ey-like
Exons: 21
Coding region: 1918-4845 (975 amino acids)
Biological process (GO): peptide catabolic process; proteolysis
Cellular component (GO): cytoplasm
Molecular function (GO): peptide binding; zinc ion binding; metalloaminopeptidase activity
Source: RefSeq, a predicted model, not a curated record
ACAGAGUCCUGACCUCAACCCCAUCCAACACCUUUGGGAUGAACUGGAACAGAGAUUGUGAGCCAGGCCUUUUGGCCCAACAUCAGUGUCUGACCUCACAAAUGUUCUACUGCAUGAGGGGGCAAAAAUUCCCUUAGAAAUUCCCACAUCCUUCCUAGAAAAGUGGAAGAUGUUAUGGCUGCAACAGGAGCACCAACUGCAUGUCUAUGCAUUUAGAGUGUGAUGUUAUUAAAGUCCCUGUUGUGGAAUGGUCAGGUGUCCCAGUACUUUUGACCAUAUAGUGCAGCAACAAAUACUAAAGUAAAACUCUGACCUCUAGUCUGUGAUUGUCAUAGAACAAAAAAUGUUGUACCAAAAGUUGUUUUACUCACAUGACAUUUAUUUUCACUCUCAGAAAUGUAUGUAUGAAAAAUGCUCAUUUAUGUCUUUUUCUUUCUUUUUUUCAUACUUGACAUUAUACGUUGCAGCUUUCUGUAUUAAUACAUUUAUACCUUAAAUAUGAAGUGUUUAACACCUGUAGAGCAUGAGAGAAGCUUCAGUGUUCACUAAUACAGCUUCUACAAGUGACUGAGACCUGUGACUGCCAUUAGUGGUCCUAAUCAUGAUAGGAUAUUAAUUUCUUCCAGUAUUUCAAACUGACUGCAUACAUAUAAAAAUCAUUCUUAACACUGGAUACCUUUAUUUCGAUUUGAAUCGAUUUGCCCUUCAGUGAUAGGAGAGAAAGAUGUUCUUAGGGUGAUCACACGGAAUAAAUUAGUCUGAUGUCAUUUUUAUUAACCUAGUUGUUGUUUAUCCUUUUGUUUAAGUGUGAUAAGAUCAGAAAUUAUUGAUUGCCCUCAGUGCUGAUGACAUACUAAUGGUUUAUGCAAAGGCCUACAUAUUCUAGAUUUUUCAUCCACUUAACAAUGAGGCACUAUCAUUGUGCAAUGACGAAAGAGUAAGAUUAGCACAGAAGAGAAACUUUCCUUGUUUCAGUCUGUUUGUUUGAAACAUGUUGGGAUGCUGGCAGUUCAGAGAGACAUCAUGAGCUGAUAAGAGGUUUAAAUGAAAUUUUAUGAACAAUGUAACUGUGUAUUACAUAGUAAUACACUAUGUGUAUUACUCUUACUCAAUGUUACUCAAUGUAACUAUGAACUAUGUUAUGAACUAUGUAAAUUUGAAAAUAACAAAAAGGUUACAUGCAAGUUAUGCUGAGUAUUAUACACCUUGUGAAAAUGAUUAUGUCAUGUGGCUUUUGAGAGAGUGACUCAAGUGACAUUGCCUGGAGAUGAUUCUGAGCCCAAAGAAACAAGAGUCACAACACAACAAGCAUGAGGAAAAACAGGAAAACCAUUAAGAGAUAACUGGCCUGAAGUGGUUACCACAAAACUUGACUGAACUGAACUGAGCUGAAUUAACUGGUCUCUUUAUACAGCAGGUAAGGAGUGGAGUUGAUUGUGGAACAGGUGUGCAGGUGGAGAGGCGGGAAGAAGGAAUAGGUCACCACGCCCAGUUCUAGACAAACACUAAACAGACAAGACAGACAGACAGGAACGAACUCACACUGGGGAGGGGAAACAGGGGAGAACAUCAGGAAAUAUGGGGAGAGUACUAACAGGCACUGACUGUUACAGAUCCUGACUUGCCUGAGCUGAUAUAAGUAGUGCCCCCCUUUAACAACAAACGAAAACUCUUCGGGAUGUUUUUAAAUUUCUUUCGUCAAAACUGCUAAAAGUGAGGGCAGCCUGGCAGCUUUAAAAUCAUAUUUCACCAGUGAGAGAUUAAAAAGCUGUUGAAUUGACUGGGUCAAAACCAGCGAAACACAAGCUGUUUUCCCCGCCCAGAGGAUGUACCAUUAACUUUGGGCUGAAUCUAACAGGGCAGGACAUAAAUAGCAAUCACCAUCUCUCUUCUGUCUUCUUCUUCUCUGGUGGAGACAUGGGGAAAGGAGUCUACGUCAGUAAAGCAGUAGUAGUAACCUGUGUGAUUGCAGCCAUCGGCGCUGUGGCCACCAUCAUAGCUCUGUCUGUGGUUUAUGCUCAGGAGAAGUCAAAGAAUGAAGUGACACUCUCUCCCACCACUACUCUCCCACCAACAACGCCCUCCACGGACAGCACGAGCGUGCCUGCACUCCUCACAACACCCGUUGUUCCCAAGGAGCCCUGGGACCACUACAGACUUCCAGACUCCCUUGUUCCUGUCUCCUACAAUGUGACUCUGUGGCCUCGGCUGGAGCCCAACGCAGAUGGCCUGUACAUAUUCACUGGAAAUUCAGCGGUGGUCUUCAGAUGCAUGAAGGAAACAGACCUCAUCAUCAUCCACUCCAACAAGCUGAACCUCACCACCUACAACGGAUACCAUGCCCAGCUGAAGGGCCUCGAUGGAGCCCCUGCGCCUGACCUGAAAAGCACCUGGCUGGAGAUUCCCACCCAGUACCUGGUGGUCCAGCUCACCAGUCCUCUGCAGGCCGACAGCAUGUACGAGCUCUCCACUGACUUUGUUGGAGAGCUGGCUGACGACCUAGGGGGAUUCUACAGGAGUGAAUAUAUGGAAGAUGGAGUGAAAAAAGUUCUGGCCACGACACAAAUGCAGCCAACAGAUGCCAGGAAAGCUUUCCCCUGCUUCGAUGAGCCAGCCAUGAAAGCUAUCUUCCACAUAACCCUCAUACACUCACGUGACACUGUGGCCCUGUCCAACGGCAUGAAUUACGACCCCGUUAACAUCAUUAUUGAUGGCCAGAAUUUAGUCCAGACAAGCUUUGAACCAACAGAGAUUAUGUCAACCUACUUGCUGGCUUUCGUUGUGUGUGAUUUUGCAUACAACGCGUCUAAACCAGAUGCAGAUGUUUUGAUCAGGAUCUGGGCUCGCAAAAAAGCCAUAGAGGAGGGCCAGGGAAACUAUGCCCUGGAGAAGACUGGACCCAUACUAACAUUCUUUGAGAACUACUACAACUCUUCUUAUCCUCUGAAAAAGUCAGACCAGAUCGCGCUGCCUGACUUUGGUGCGGGAGCCAUGGAGAACUGGGGCCUGAUCACCUACAGAGAAACCGCCCUCUUAUAUAAUCCUGGAGUGUCAUCCAAUGGAGACAAGGAGUGGGUGGCAACAGUCAUCUCGCAUGAGCUUGCUCAUAUGUGGUUUGGGAACUUGGUGACCAUGAGAUGGUGGAAUGACUUGUGGCUCAACGAGGGGUUUGCCACCUACGUCUCUUAUCUUGGAGCCCACUACGCAGAACCAACAUGGAAUAUGAAAGAUUUAAUAGUUCUGAAUGAGAUCACCGGUGUGAUGGGUGUGGAUGCCUUGGCCUCUUCUCAUCCCCUCUCAUCCAAAGAGCAGGACAUAGAGAAACCAGAGGACAUCAGUCAAUUGUUUGACUCCAUCACAUACAGCAAGGGAGCUGCAGUCCUCAGGAUGCUCUCAGAGUUUAUCACUGAGGCCGUCUUUUCCAAAGGACUCCAUACUUACUUAGAGGAGUUCAAGUAUCAGAACACAGUCUACACAGACCUCUGGAGGCACCUGGAAAGGGCAGUGGAUGAAGCUGGCAUAAAACUUCCCCGCAGUUUGGAGCUUAUCAUGAACCGCUGGAUCCUACAGAUGGGUUUCCCAGUGGUCACCAUCAACACCCAGACUGGAAGCAUCACCCAGAAACACUUUUUGUUGGACCCAGACUCUGUAGUGAGCACACCUUCACCAUUCAAUUAUGAGUGGAUUGUCCCAAUUACAUGGAUUAAGGCUGGUGGAGCUGAACAGCAGUACUGGCUUCUUGAAAAAGAGGAAACAGCUACAAACACUGACAUGGCAGUUGGUCCUGAUUGGUUGUUGGCCAACAUAAAUAUGAAGGGCUUCUACAGAGUCAACUAUGACUCUCAAAACUGGGAGCGUCUCCUGACCAAGCUGAGCUCCCAACAUCAGGAUAUUCCACUGAUCAACCGAGCACAAAUUAUCGAUGAUGCUUUUAAUCUCGCAAGGGCAAAGAUGGUGAGCACAACUCUGGCUUUGAGGACUACCAAGUUCCUCAAUAAAGAAGUGGAAUACAUACCCUGGCAGACAGCCAGACGCAACUUGGACUACUUCUUCCUCAUGUUUGACCGCAGUGAAGUGUAUGGACCCAUGCAGGCAUACAUAAAGAAACAGGUCACACCUCUGUUUAACUACUUCAAAGACAUCACUGUCAACUGGACAAAGAUCCCAGAAAACCACACCGACCAGUACAACCAAGUGAAUGCAAUCUCCUUGGCCUGCAGUACUGGUGUGGAGGGCUGUAAGGAGCUGACCACUGGCUGGUUCAGAGAGUGGAUGACAAACCCAGCUAACAACAAAAUUAGUCCCAACUUGAAGUCCACAGUGUACUGCAGUGCAAUUGCAGCAGGAGGAGUGGAAGAGUGGGACUUUGCUUGGUCCAUGUAUAAGAAUGCUACCAUCGCUUCAGAGGCUGAUAAACUCUUGUAUGCUCUGUCCUGCACCAAACAGCCCUGGCUGUUGAACAGGUAUCUGGGGUAUUGUCUGGACCCAGACAUGGUUCGUAAGCAGGAUGCCACCUCCACUAUCAUUUCCAUUGCUAGUAACACUGUUGGUCAGCCUCUGGCAUGGGACUUUGUCAGAGCCAACUGGGACCAUAUUUUCAAUCACUAUGGCAGUGGAUCAUUUUCCUUUGGAGCACUAAUUAAUGGAGUGACCAAACGAUUCUCCUCCGAAUUUGAUUACAAGCAGUUGCUACAGUUUAAAGAAGACCAUGCAGGGCAGUUGGGCUCAGGAGCAGUAUCUCUUGAGCAGGCACUGGAGAGAACCAAGGCCAACAUGAACUGGGUGAACAUAAACAAGGAGCAGGUGCUGGAAUGGUUCACAAAUGAAGCUUCUUCUCCAGUGUAACACUCUCCCCUAUACAGUUUUUAAAUGUAGAUUGUUCUACUGUCAAAUUUAUUAUUAUUCUGAUAGUGAUGGAGCUUUUUUAAAUAUUAAGUUUUGAGCAAGUUUUUUUUUUUUAUGAAGAAAGAUACCAACAUCAGAUUUUGUAAGAGGAAAAUAUAUUUUACUACUGUAAGUACAUUUUGAGAAUAAUUCCACAAUACAAAAGUGUGAUAUUUUGUGUUCAUUAGACUGCAAAUUUUUGCAGCUUCUGUAGAUGCCUGCCAAUGGAGUAAAAGCCAUGUAACAUUUUGUACCUCCAUAUUUAAGAAAAUAUUGAGACCAUCCUGUGCAUUUUACAAAGGUUGUAAGCAAGGUAUGUGUGUCAUGACUGCAGGGACUACAAAGGAAAUAAACAUUGUUUAAAUAUAAAA